Angiostrongylus costaricensis is the source of this 624-nucleotide messenger RNA. The record is from the annotation of a GenBank genome assembly. NCBI's taxonomy places the organism in Eukaryota, Metazoa, Nematoda, Chromadorea, Rhabditida, Metastrongylidae.
AUGUCGGAAAACAAGGGUUUGGUGGUGUGCCGUCUAACUGGAUACGGUCAAACUGGUGCGUUGGCACACGAGGCUGGACAUGACAUCAAUUACGUAUCAAUUACUGGCUUACUGCCAACGAUAUCUGGUCACAACACUUCUCGCCCUUGGCCUCCAGCGAAUUUAUUGGCUGAUUUUGCUGGAGGUGGACUAACAGCCGCUUUUGGAAUUGUGGCAGCGCUGCUGAAGCGAGAAAAAAAUGGUGGACACGGAUGUAUUAUCGACUGCUCAAUGUCCGAUGGCGUCUCCUAUCUAGGCUCGUUCGUUCGACGUUAUCAAGACAUGGAACAUUUGUGGACUCGACCAUUUGCCGCGUUUUCUGGCGAUUGCCCAGUGUAUAGAGCCUAUAAAACCAAAGAUGGGAAAUGGAUGGCAGUUGGAGCUCUGGAACCGAAAUUCAGCGUUUCGUUAUUCAGAAGACAAAAUGCGUGUGUAACACCGAUAUUGGAACUUGAUGAAGCAGUGCGAUUUAAGCACAAUGUGGAAAGAAAGUGUUUCAUUAAAGAAGGCGAUGAGUUUUUUCCACAGCCGGCACCUAGGAUGUAUGCCUUGGAAGAGUAUGAGAGACUCAUGUCAAAACUCUGA